CACGCGCGCGUUUCGUCGCCGCGCGCGCGCACGGAGACCGCCGCGCGCCCACCGCGCUCGACGCCGUCCGCCGCGAGGUCGCCCGAGCUCGCGCGUCUCGUGAACCCGCGGACGGAUCUGGGAGACCGCGGGUGCCGGUAAUUCGUUCACUCAUCAUUCGCUCCUCGCGCCGUCGCCUCGCGUCCACCUCGCCCACUUCGACAUGAAGCGCCUGUUCGGAAAGAAGAAAGAGGUCGCGCCGCCGCCGACGCUGGACGACGCGACCGGGUCGCUCGAGAAGCGCGGCGACGGCGUCGACGCGAAGAUCAAGAAGCUCGACCUCGAGCUCGCGCGACACCGCGAGAUCAUCAAAAAGGCGCGCCCGGGCCCGGCGCGGGACGCGGCGAAGCGCCGCGCGCUGCAAGUCCUGAAGCAAAAGCGCCUGUACGAGAACCAGAGAGAGCAGCUCUACAACCAGCAGUUCAACCUCGAGCAGGUGGGCUUCGCGACGCAGACGGCGAAGGAGACGGUCGUGCAAGUCGAGGCGAUGCGCGCCGCGAACAAAGAGCUGAAGACGGCGUUCAAGUCGAAAGCGUUCGACGUCGACGCGAUCGACGACUUAAACCUCGAGAUGGCGGACCUGAUGGACCAGUCCAACGAGAUCAGCGAGAUGAUGGGAAGGAACUACAACGUCCCGGACGACAUCGACGAGGAGGAGCUCAUGGACGAGCUGGACGCGCUCGAGGACUUGAUGCUCGAGGAGGAAGCCGUCGGCGCGGGGGAGGUGCCCAGCUACCUCAGGGAGGACGACCAGGCGCUACCGGACGCGCCGGAGGGGCACGCGGAGGCGCUGGCCGCGAUCGGGGGCGAGGGGGGAGCGGACGGGUCGCCGCUGCCGACGCGGGCGGAGACGGAGACCGCGAGUUAGGCGGGCGCGAGCGAGCGAAUCGUUUGCGAACGAACCGUUCUGUUGUACUGUACCUUCGUACUUUCGAGUAGUCGAGCGCG
This is a messenger RNA of Micromonas pusilla CCMP1545, 987 nucleotides long. RefSeq lists its product as uncharacterized. Gene Ontology annotation, biological process: late endosome to vacuole transport via multivesicular body sorting pathway; vesicle budding from membrane. The coding region runs from base 203 to 907 and encodes 234 amino acids. The record is from RefSeq and is a predicted model, not a curated record. Gene Ontology annotation, cellular component: multivesicular body. The transcript is spliced from 3 exons. Lineage: Eukaryota; Viridiplantae; Chlorophyta; Mamiellophyceae; Mamiellales; Mamiellaceae.